Molecule: messenger RNA, 989 nt
Organism: Panicum hallii
Lineage: Eukaryota; Viridiplantae; Streptophyta; Magnoliopsida; Poales; Poaceae
Exons: 5
Coding region: 19-795 (258 amino acids)
Source: RefSeq, a predicted model, not a curated record
UGGAGCGGAGAUAAUACGAUGCGGUUAGCAUUUGGGCUGGGCCGAGCCUCACCAGGAGGCCCAUUAACGAUGCAAUUUGCUGUCCUUCAUUCUUUUUCGGUGCCUCCUUCCUCUUCUCCUCCGUCGCCGGAGAAAAGUCCCAUGUCGAGGGCGGCGGCGGCGAGAAAGCUCGCUGGAAUCUCUCAGCUGCGCGCUCCACCAGCCUCGACCGGUGGUCUUCUCUACCGCUCCUAUGGAGGCGGCUCCAGCGGAAGCCGAAAGGGAUCGCUGCCUCGGAGGGUCUUGUCGAUCGGGGCCAUCAGCCUGGCUGGGGGGCUCGUGCUCAGCGCCGUCAACGACCUCGCCAUCUUCCAUGGAUGCACAACGAGCAAAAGGUGUGAUUUCUUUCCGCAUCAAAAUGGGAUGGGGAUGGGCACGGCAAAGUUCGGACAAUUUCCCCAAAAUAAGGCAAUUGAGAAGGCUGCUGACAACCAAAAGGUUAUCGAGGCAAUUGGGGUGCCUCUAGUUAGAGGACCGUGGUAUGAAGCAUCUCUUGAGGUGGGCCACCGACGCAGAUCUGUUUCAUGCGCAUUCCCUGUAUCUGGGCCACAUGGGUCAGGCUUUUUCCAAAUUGAGGCAACCCGAAAUGGAGAGGAUGGUCUGCUUUCCUUUUUGCGGCAUCAUGACUGGGAGAUUAUUACCUUGGAGGCUCAUCUGCAUGUACCAUCAGAUGAUGAGCAGCAGAAGACGAUAGUGAAGCUGAAUCUUGAAAGCAAUGGCGGUGGGCAAUGUGGGGAGCCUGAGAGGGAGAGUUAGGUUGCCAUAUUCUCAUAUCAGGCACUUGAUAUGCUAGUGCUGCUUUUCAAAGAUCUGGUCAUUGAUCAAUCUAUGUGCUUGGUAUGUACUGAAUUUGGUAGUUGGCUGAUAGUGUGUUUUCUGAAGGUGGAUUCAUCCAAGGUAGUAUGUAUAUUAACUGAAAUGGCCCAAAAGAGAAGAGAUGCAGUUGUUUU